Molecule: messenger RNA, 4739 nt
Organism: Micropterus dolomieu (smallmouth bass)
Lineage: Eukaryota; Metazoa; Chordata; Actinopteri; Centrarchiformes; Centrarchidae
Product: GTPase IMAP family member 8-like
Exons: 6
Coding region: 106-3588 (1160 amino acids)
Molecular function (GO): GTP binding
Source: RefSeq, a predicted model, not a curated record
UUUCACUUUAAUCCUCUUGGUGUGAAAACAGCAAGGCUUUCAGCAGAGAGAGAUGAUGUGAAACCUGGAAAUCGCAGAAACUGCUCUAGCUUCCUGCCCCCCAACAUGUCUGAGCUGAGGGUUGUUCUGCUGGGGAACAGCUGGUCUGAGAGAAGUUCAGUGGGGAACUUCAUACUGGGAGAGACUGUGUUCAACAAAGCACCUGAAUGCUGUGUGAGAAUCAGUGGACAGCUGAAGGAGAAAAAGAUAGUUGUUAUCAACACCCCAGAUCUGCUGCAUUCCAACAUCUCUGAAGACAAACUAAUAGAACAUGUAAAAACCUGUGUGAGUUGUUCUGAUCCUGGACCUCAUGUGUUCCUGCUGGUUCUACAGCCCGAAGACUUCACUGAGAAACACAAACUGAGGCUCUGCAGAGUCCUGGAACUCUUCAGUGAUCGAUCAUUUGAUCACUCACUGGUUCUGAUACCACCAAAAAGAAAGAAUAGACCAACUUUCAUGGAAAAGUAUGUGGAACGUGCUCAUUUAAGUGACUUAAUCAGAAUGUGUAGAUACAGAUACUUGAAGCAGAAGAACCUUGACCAUCCAGAACUGUUGACACGUUUGGACCAAAUUGUGAUGGAGAACAAUGGACAGCAUGUCAGCUGUAAUGUGAUUGAGGACGUAGCAGCCGCUUUACCUGCUGAUCAUCCAAAUCCAACACAAAAGGAAACUAUCUUGGAUGGUAAUAAAGCAUAUGGGAUUACAUCCAGGACAGAACGUUCCACUUCAUGCCAAUCACUCAGGAUAGUGUUGUUUGGAAAAAGUGAUGACAAAAAAACAACACUGGGAAACAUCAUCACUGGUAAAAAAGAGGUCCAGAACCUCUUUGCAAGCAAACAGGCUACCUGUGGAGAGUGGAGAGGACAACCAUUGACAGCAGUGAAAACACCAGACAUGACCAGUCACUCUGUGACCGCACUGAGAAGAGAGGUGAAGAACUGUGUCAAUCUUUGUCCUCCUGGACCAAAUGUUCUGCUGCUGUUAGUGAAGCCUUCUGCUUUCAAUGAGGAGGACAGACACACACUGAGGUUCAUCCUGAGUUUGUUUGGUCAAAGUGCUUUUAAACACUCAAUGGUCAUCUUUACACAUGAAGGGAAUGAAAUGACCGUCUCUGUUAACGAACUCCUUAAAGAGUGUGGAGGAAGAUACUACAGCAUGUUUAAUGAUGACCGCACACUGUUAAUGCAGGAGAUUGAGAACAUUGUGCAUGAAAACCAAGGAACCUUUCUCACCUUCACUGAAGACACUGAACACAUCAAACCAGCUUUAAACCUGGUUCUGUGUGGGAGGAGAGGAGCAGAGAAGACUUCAGCAGCCAAGGCCAUUUUAGCUCAGACAGAGUUUCAUUCAGUCUCCGUCUCAUCAGAGUGUGUUAAACAUCAGGGAGUUGUGCGUGGACGUUGGGUUUCCCUGGUGGAGCUGCCUGCCUUGUAUGGAAAACCUCAGGAGGCAGUGAUGGAGGAAUCACUCAGGUGUAUCUCCCUCUGUGAUCCUGAGGGCGUCCAUGUCUUCAUCCUGGUCCUACCUGUGGGUCCCCUCACUGAUGAAGACAAGAGAGAGUUAGAGACCAUCCAGAACACAUUCAGCUCUCGAGUCGUUGACUUCACCAUGAUUCUGUUCACUGUGGAGUCAGAUCCUGCAGCUCCAGCUGUUGUUAACUUUGUAAAGGACAACAAGGACAUCCAGGAGCUCCGUCAGAGCUGUGGAGGAAGAUAUGUUGUUCUCAACAUCAAGGACAAGCAGCAGAUCCAAGAGCUGUUGUACAUGGUGGAAAAGAUGAGACAAUCUGAAAAUAAACCAUACAGCUAUACAGCUGUAACAUUUGCACAUGCACAAAUGGAAAAGGUCAUACAACAAGAGAAGCUGAUGAAGAAGAACAAGAUCACUUGUGAUGAUGAGGAGCAGAGCCCAGAGAGUCUCAAGAUUGUGCUGAUAGGGAAGACUGGAAGUGGAAAGAGCUCUACAGGAAACACCAUUCUAGGAAGAAAGGAGUUUAAAGCUGAAUCAAGUCAAACUUCAGUCACCCAACGUUGUAAGAAAGCACAGAGUGAAGUGGACGGUCGUCCGUUUGUUGUGGUCGACACUCCUGGUCUGUUUGACACAACUUUGUCCCAUGAAGAGGUUAAUCAGGAGAUGGUGAAAUGCAUCAGUCUUCUGGCUCCAGGACCACAUGUCUUCCUGUUGGUGUUACAGAUCGGGAGACUCACAAAAGAGGAGAAGGAGACAUUAAAACUCAUCAAGGAAGGCUUUGGGAAGAAUGCUGAAAAGUUCACCAUCAUUCUUUUAACUGGAGGAGAUUCACUGGAGGAUGAGGAGACGUCCAUUGAAGAAUACAUUGAACAUAAAUGUGAUGCUUCCUUUAAGAAGCUGAUCUCUGACUGUGGAGGAAGAUACCAUGUGUUUAAUAACCGUAACAAACAAAACCGCACACAAGUCAGUGAGCUGAUAACCAAGAUUGACACCAUGGUGAAGGAAAAUGGAGGCAGCUGCUACACCAAUGAGAUGCUGCAAGAGGCCGAGGCAGCUAUAAAGAAAGAAAUGGAGAGAAUCCUGAAGGACAAGCAAGAAGAGAUGAAGAGAGAGAGGGAGGAGCUUCAAAGAAAACAUGAAAAGGAAAUGCAAGAGAUGAAAAGAAGAAUGGAAGAACAGAGAGCAGAAAUUGAAAAGGAGAGAAAACUGAGAGAAAAACAACUUGAAGAAAAAGAGGAGAACAUAAAGAAGGAACGUGAGGAUAGAAAGAAAGAACAAGAAAUGAGAGAAAAAGAAGACAGGAAGAAAAAACAACAGGAAGAAAUUCAGCGACAGGAGUGGGAACGAAAAUGUGAAGCUUUGGAGCAAAAUAUAAGAUCAGAGUCAGAAACAAAGGAAACCAUUGACAGAAAGCUGGAGGAGAGCAGAGAAGAGAUGAGAAAAGAACGAGAGAACUGGGAGAAAACACAAAAUGAAUGGUGGGACAAACGUUAUCAAGAAGACGAAGAGAGACGACAGGAGGAACAAACAAGACUUAGCAAGCUUCAAGAAGAAUACGAACAGGAAAGAGAAAAUUAUGAAAAGAAAAGAAAUGAAGAGGACAGAAUCAGAAGAGAAAGAGAGGAAAAAGAGAGAAAAGACAUGGAGGAGAACUACAAGAAGAAAAUGGAGAAUCAGAAAAAGGCGUAUGAAGAGGAGGCCAGAGAGAAAGCUGAAGAGUUUAAUGAAUUCAGAGAGAAACACAACAAGGAGUUUGCAGCUCAGAAGCAACAGCAUGAGGAAGAAAUGACAGACAAAGACAAACAAUUUGACAUCUUAAAGGCACUUUCAGCUCACAAUGAAGAACAAAUAAAGAAAAAACAUCAAAGUGAAAUUUGUGACUUAGUUAAAUGUGUGACCAAAAAGAAAGAAAAUCUGAAAAAAAUAAACCUCUUACUGAAAAAACAUGAAAAACAAAUGAAGAAUCUGGACAAUGAGGAUGAAAAGAAAAAUCUGCUGGAAACACAUGAAAAAGAAAUAAAUGACCUGAUCCAGGAACUUAUGAAACAAGUCAAUACAUCAAGCUGUCGUAUUUUAUGAGGAUUUGUUUCAUGUAAACAUCUCAUCAACAGAGCAGUUUCAGAUGUUGUUCCUUUUUUCUAUUUUCAUUUAGUUUCAGUAACUGAAACUUUAAAGAAGCAGAUAGUGGCUGUUAAUACAGAAUGCAGUAAAUAAGCAAAACCUAAUUCAAAUUAUUUUUAUUUUUAUUAUUUUCCAAACCGCUGUGAUGAUCAGAAAACUAAAGUUUUGUUCUAAAUAAACCUUUUCAUGUUAAAUUGUUAAAAUUUCAGAGGUUAUUAGUUAAGAUGUUCUUUAGAACCAAAGUGAAACUGAGGCUGAAAUGAUUCCUGUAUUAUAUUACAUUAUUAUUAACAGUAAAGAAAGUCUGAUAAAAUUGGUUUAUUUUUGGAAAGUAUCACUCUAAGGUGGUUAUGAAGAGUUGUCAAAGAUGUUCUGAGGCUGAACAAUAUUUGUUUUCUUGUCAAAUACACCUGUGCUUAGCAAAUAUACAGCUGAUCUAUCCCUGUGGCUCAGCUGCAGUGUCUAAGAGCUUUCUGGAUAUUUUUGGACUCUUAAGCGUCAAAAUGUUGAUUUCAGUCUGUCUGUAUUGAUCAAUCAGGCUUUUAAUAUCUAAAUAACUCAGUGACUCUGUUCAGUCAAUUGUUUCAAACUUCUGCUCUAUUUUACUGAAAAUAAUUGUUUCCUCUGUAACAUUCAGGCUCUUCUCUGUUUCACUGGGUUUUCUGUAAAGUUUAUAUAUUAUAUAUUUAGAGAUAUUAGAGUCAUUUGGUUUGACUUUUUCACCUCUAAUAAGUUGAUUGUAAAAAAGGGUGAGCUGCUGUUUCAGCCUGCACCUUUUCAGUCUGUAGAAAAUCUUUCUGCUCUGUUGGUUUUCUUUUCUUCUGUUAAAACUCUUUUGCUGGGAAUAAUUGCCUUUUCUUUUCUUUUGUCCUAAUAGUUUGUGUAAUUAUUUGCUGAUAAAAACAGACAGCAGCUUAGUAAAGAAAGACUUCAGCAGCUGAAGCUCUGCUCGCUCAUUACAGAUGAUCUUUGUUUUCUUUUGAAUAUGAGAAAGAACAUGAUGUUUGUGCUGGAAGUGAAAUGAAAUGUUUAGAUGUCAUUCACCCUGUUUUCUCUGCAAAUCACAAAUAUCACAGCAAAUAUGAAACAUUAAACAGCAUGAAGAUCAU